Messenger RNA from Cryphonectria parasitica EP155, 627 nucleotides. RefSeq lists its product as uncharacterized. NCBI's taxonomy places the organism in Eukaryota, Fungi, Ascomycota, Sordariomycetes, Diaporthales, Cryphonectriaceae. The transcript is spliced from 2 exons. The coding region runs from base 1 to 627 and encodes 208 amino acids. The record is from RefSeq and is a predicted model, not a curated record.
AUGAAUGAAGCACUCUGCUCCAUUCUCACGGGGGAGAACGAAUGGGUGUUUCACAGCGAGGGCAAAUCGAUCAAGUUUAACAAUGAUGGGACCGGCGAGCUUUGGUGCUGUGAAGAUGGCCAUUUCUGGAUAGCUAUGGCGACUGAAUGGAAGCGCCUCGAGAUAUCUGCGCGUGGCGGAGAUGAGACGGCAGCCGAGGAUGCCUAUCCGAAGGGGGGGCCUCAGAUUCUAGGGAAGCUUGAACUGGCAGUUACCCUAAUGAAGCGACUCCCGGAAACGCUCGACAAACAGCCUGGGGCAAGGGGUUAUGUUCUCAACGAGCGUGGGCUUACGGACGAUGCAUUCCAACCGAAGAAAUAUACUAUCACGAUCGAGAAAGGCAAUUUUGUCGAACCUUGUUAUAUCGGGCCCUCGAGCUCGUUUAGUAGGAGGUAUGCAUUCCGACUUCUCUUUGACAAAUCGCCGUAUCCCCCGCGUUCUGAGUGGAAGCGACCCGAAGGAGGCCCUGAUUCAGGCCAUUUCUGGGAUAUCAAGGAGUUCGUUGGCCGAGAAUAUCCGGAAUUGAAGCAGGGAAGGGCUAUAAAUGACAAUGCUGGCGAUAGCUGGAAGUAUUGUCAAGUAAUGUAG